This is a messenger RNA of Carassius carassius (crucian carp), 926 nucleotides long. Its product is annotated as serine/threonine-protein kinase pim-3-like. The coding region runs from base 299 to 859 and encodes 186 amino acids. The record is from RefSeq and is a predicted model, not a curated record. The transcript has 4 exons. Lineage: Eukaryota; Metazoa; Chordata; Actinopteri; Cypriniformes; Cyprinidae. Gene Ontology annotation, molecular function: protein serine/threonine kinase activity; ATP binding. Gene Ontology annotation, cellular component: cytoplasm. Gene Ontology annotation, biological process: regulation of mitotic cell cycle; negative regulation of apoptotic process; protein autophosphorylation.
GGGAUCCAACCAUCCUCGAUUCAGGGGCUCUACAGGAUCUGAUUGAUCCAGAAGAUCCACAGCCUGGUUCAUCUGACCCUGAUCGAGAUCCAGAUGCUUCAAGAGGAAACCUGUUGUAGGAGCAUCUAGCUUUGUGCCAGCGGGUCUGCAGGAUCCAGCUGAUCCUCUUCCAGUCCCGUCUGGCCUUGAGCCAGCAGCUCCAAGAUUUCCAGGUGCUUCCAAGCAUAGACGAAUUGGAGAUCGAUCCCGUUUCAGAGCAGCCUGUUUCACCGAUCCAACCCCUGUUCCCUUUGAUGAAAUGUAUGAAGUGGGAAGAAAGAUUGGAGAAGGAGGCUUCGGCACUGUGUACGAGGGGAUUUCCAAAUUUCUGCAUGAGCAGGUCGCCAUCAAAAUCAUCCCUAAGAGAGAUGGAGACCGGUUUAUUGAAAUUCUUGGCUGUUCCAAGCCGCUGUUAGCAGAAGUGGCUCUAAACCUGCUGCUGAAACGACCUCCGUUAAGCCCCUACAUUGUGCACAUGCUGGAAUGGUUCGAAGAGGACGGUCGGUUCAUCCUGAUCCUGGAGUAUCUGCAACCCUGCAAAGACUUGCUCAAGCUCAUGCUGAACAACAUGCAGCUACUGGAUGAAUCACAGACACGUAGGCUGAUGUACCAAGCGGUGCUGGGAGCCAAGCACUGUCUUGACCGAGGCGUCUUCCACCGUGACAUUAAGUUGAAUAACUUUCUGAUCAACACAAAGACGAACCAAGUCAAACUGAUUGACUUUGGCUGCGGUGACCUCGUCACAAGUUCAGGCUACUUGGGUGCUUUUACAGGCGAGCUGACAUUUUGUGUCCUAAUGAGAUCUCAGUCUUCUGUGUAGUGUGAUGCUGGUGACUUUUGUAAAACGAAAUGUUUGUUUAACCUAAACAUCUCUUGCUUACAGGAGG